CAUGCUCAAGGCAAAAAGCUUACACUCUGUUUGCGCAUCAUGUCGCCUUAAUCUCGCGAUCACACGAGCGCGUAAUGCACGAUUACCGCAGUCGACACUUGCGCUGCGACCGGCUCAAACGAACUCCUUCACACAGCAACGAUCGCUAUCAACAGCGCUUCUGCGGCGCCAACAACAAGCCCACGAUCAGGUGACAAGCCCGGAAGAUCCUUCAGGCGACCCGGCGGUACACAAGUUGAACAUCGAAGUCAAUGUACGGAAAGCGAGACAGCAGUUCCGCGAUGCUUUGCCACGGGAUCACUUGAGCGCGGAGGAGUACGCACUGUACGAGAGACUCUACGGACCGCCCAUCUUCGUGGACACGGCGGAGGAACUGCUGGCGACCGAGGAGCAAGCCGAGGAAAUCAUAUCAGAGGAACAACCAGACGGCUCAACGGUUCUCUUGCGGAGAGGCGAAGAUGGCGAGCUCGAGGAGAUCGAUCUAUACGAAGAAGGGGAGGCCGAUCUGGCGGAGGAGGACGAAGAGUCUAUGACGUCCGAGGAGUGGGAGGAAUACAGAGAGCAGAAGGCAGCAACGUUCCACGAGAACGUCUACGAGCAGAGUCGGGUCCAGCAUGAAGAGGCUGAAGAGUGGGAAGAUGACGAGGUUGAGGACGAGCCGUUCAUGCGCGCACAUCCCCUGACCAUUGCCGGUCGCUUCAAGCCUUCGCCAUCAACCGUCUUCCUCCCGAAGGAGACUCUCGUCGAUCCAACCGCACAACUCCUUACACGCGCAAACCACAAGCACCUCACCGAGUCGGCGAACCGUAUCUUCGGCGGACGAGGGCUGCCACACUCCGCAAGUACGCCACCUGCGAGGCUAGGCAAGGAGCAGAAGCCCAUCACACUCGACCCCUCGCAGGCAGAGAUGGGCAACAUCGAGGCAGACGCAUACAUGGCUGCUGUACAGCCGGGAACAUAUGCGAGCGUCAUGAGCGCUCUUGUUGAGGUGCGACGCCGUCUGGGCACACCGUGGAUGGAACACAUGCUGGCCAAGAAGGGUGGAACAAUCCUCGACGCUGGCUCAGGCGGCGUUGGUAUACUCGCCUGGCAAGAGAUCCUGAAAGCCGAAUGGGAGAGCAAACAAGAAACCCAUGAAGAAAACCUUGAAGAAACCCCUGAGGAAACGACCUCCCAAGCGCCAACCUCAUCAGAAGCACAACCAGCAGAAACCUCCCAAGAGACCGCACCAAAAAGCAAAGCAACCGUCCUGACCAGCUCCGACACCCUCCGCCACCGCGCAAGCCGCCUCCUCGAAAACACAACCUUCAUUCCCCGCCUCCCCGAACACGUCACCCCCUCAGACGAUGCAAACACAUCGCAGCCGCGCAAAGUGUACGAUAUAAUCAUCGCCCCACACACGCUCUGGCCCCUCAGGCAGGAAUACCUGCGCAAAGACCAAGUCUCCAAAUACUGGUCGCUGCUGAACCCCAAAGGCGGUGUCUUGAUUUUGAUCGAAAAGGGCCUGCCACGAGGUUUCGAAGUAAUCGCCGCGGCGCGAGAAAUGCUUUUAGAGCGGCACAUUGCCUCGCCGCACAGCACCACGCUCGAGACACCGCUGGACGAGCAAGUGUCCCGGCCGGAGCAGGAGACGCGCUUCACGAAGAAAGAAACGGGCAUGAUCAUCGCGCCCUGCACGAAUCACUCUGCGUGCCCCAUGUACUCGACCCCCGGCAAGAGCCCAGGGAGAAAGGAUUUCUGCUUCUUCACACAGCGCUACAUUCGUCCGCCGUACCUACAACGCAUCCUUAACGCCAAAGACAGGAACCACGAGGACGUGCAGUUCUCCUACCUCGCCGUCCAGCGCGGACGGGACCAGCGGCUGCCCGAGCACGAUCUCGUAGGCAAAGGCGUGCAGCAAGGAGUAGAGUCGACAGACGCCGCCUUCGCAGGCCACGAAUGGGAUUCCUCUGCUCCAGACGCAGAGAACCCCGACCUCGUCACGCCCGAGCAAAUCAACCCCCUCGCACUCCCGCGCCUCAUCCUCCCCGCGCUCAAGCGCCGCGGCCACAUAAUACUGGACGUGUGCACGCCCGCCGGCACACUCGAGCGCUGGACCGUGCCUAGGUCAUUCAGCAAGCAAGCCUUCCGGGACGCGAAGAAGUCGCGCUGGGGCGAUCUGUGGGCUUUGGGCGCAAAGACGCGGAUCCCGAAAUCUGUGCGCUUGGGACGGCCGAAUGAGGAGUUUGAUCGCAAGGGCCGUAGGAUCAGGGCGCCGAAGAAGGUCACAAUUGAGAUUGGGGUGGGUGAGCAGGAUGGCAGGGCUGUGGAUGUCGGUGAGGAUAGGAUUAUUGGUGGUGGGAAGAAGUUUGGAGAUCGGGAUGGACGGUAUAACAAGGAUAGGAAGAUUAGGGGAAGUGGAGGGAGGAAGGGGAGGAAGAAGGCUGUCGAUUUCUUUGCUGACUGA
This is a messenger RNA of Macroventuria anomochaeta, 2446 nucleotides long. RefSeq lists its product as uncharacterized. Gene Ontology annotation, molecular function: structural constituent of ribosome; methyltransferase activity. Gene Ontology annotation, biological process: translation. Lineage: Eukaryota; Fungi; Ascomycota; Dothideomycetes; Pleosporales; Didymellaceae. The record is from RefSeq and is a predicted model, not a curated record. The annotation marks the transcript as partial. The transcript has a single exon. Gene Ontology annotation, cellular component: mitochondrial small ribosomal subunit.